This is a messenger RNA of Symbiodinium necroappetens, 453 nucleotides long. NCBI's taxonomy places the organism in Eukaryota, Dinophyceae, Suessiales, Symbiodiniaceae. The record is from the annotation of a GenBank genome assembly.
GAGUGGUUUCGCCAAGGAUCUUGCACCUCGCCGCUCACGAAUUUGUCACUUCGCUCAAAGGAGCUGGUGCCAAACCUCGCACUGCGGCAGGCGGUUGCCGACUUCGCGACGAAGGUGUGCCCAUUGUUCCGACAGGAAUUGGAGAAGCGGCGCCUCUCCGAGAAGACAGCCGAGGAAGCCCGGAAACGAGAGGCCGACUCUCAAAAAGAGAGCAUGGCCUUAGCCGAGAAGGGCGAGGAGGCGAUGGAAUCUUUGCGCUCGACGCUUGCACAGUGCGAGGCUGAAAUUGCAGCCCUGCGACAAGAGAAGGAGGAAGCAGCACAGGAGCUCAGGCAGCAGCGGAGCAAUCAGGAGCAGGCUCUCCAAUUGGCCUUAGCCCGGCAGCGCGAUGAGUUUGAGAAGGACUGGGAGAUUGCAGCGACGAAGGGAGUUGAUCGGCUUGUCGAAGGCUGA